This is a messenger RNA of Lactuca virosa, 1379 nucleotides long. The record is from the annotation of a GenBank genome assembly. Lineage: Eukaryota; Viridiplantae; Streptophyta; Magnoliopsida; Asterales; Asteraceae.
AUCGGGUAGAGAGCGUUCAUUCCAUAUCAAAGCCCAAUUUUUUUUUAAAUAAUCGGCCCUCGUAUUCUUCUUCAGUCGACGACUUCGUUCUCCAUUUUUCCCACCCCGGAAACUUUCUUUCUCCAUUCUUCCGACGAGAUCUUCGCUAGUCGCUGCGCUAAUCGAGGAUUAUUAUUUGAAUUGAGAUUGUGAUUUCUGAAGCCAAAGGAAGCAUCUUAAAUCCUGAUCGGAAUCAUAAGAAAAUUAGGAUUGGAGUAUGGAGUUUGAUCAUGAUAAUGUUAGAAAACGAGUGGUAGAAGAAGAUAGACUGAGCAGCUUACCAGACGAGCUUAUUCAUAAGAUCUUGUCUUGUUUUGACAUAAAAUUUGGUGUUCAAUCAUGUUUGCUGUCAUCUAGAUGGGAGUUUUUAUGGACAUCGAUGCCAUGUCUCAACUUCUCUACCGACCAUUUUCGUGUUUUAGGUAAAUUUGCCAAAUUCGUGAAUCAUGUUUUGUCCCACCGCAACCAUCAAAUACAAGUGUCUUCCGUGAAUCUAUAUUUCCGUGGAGAAGAUAAUCAGGGUUUUGUGAAAAAGAUUGCAAAAUAUGCUUUUUUCUCACAAUGUUCAACAACUAACUGUUAGUCUUCAGUCAAGCCGCUAUGUUUUCCCUACUGUCCUGUUUAGCUCUCAGUCUCUUAAGGAUUUCAAAUUGAUUAGCAAUACAACUAAAACACCUUUGGACUUUCCAGCUUUAACAACCUUGAACCUCAGUUGCGUCACAUUGUGGGGUGAUCUUUUCUCCAAGUGCAUAAACUUAAAGAAGCUCACUUUAAAAUAUUUCGUUGUUGACAAUGUAUUUGACAUCAUUACACCUCGUCUUUGUAAUCUCAUCCUUAAGGAGGGCCGUUGUUCAAAAACCAUCAAUGUGAUUGCACCUCAACUUGAGAAUCUUAGAAUCGUCAAUUGCUCUAUCGGCUACUUGAAUGUUUCCCCACAACUUUCAUCUUUUUGCUACACAUCAUCAUAUCUGGGGUGUUAUGUUCCUCUGCAUUUCUCUAAUGAUCAGUUUCAUUCUCUAAACAAAGUGAGUUUUUGUCUGCGUAAGUAUAAUCCAAACAAGGCAUAUAAGGAAGAAGAUGUUCGCAACACUAUUAACAUGCUUCAAAAGCUCCACAGUGCCAGAUAUUUAACUCUUAGUGCCGACACUGUUGAGUAUAUUUCCUCAUUUCCAGAUUUGUUUUUGCACCAUUCUUCACCUUUUAGCAAUUUAGUUUGCUUGACUAUAGACUCCAGCAUGAGGAAGGAUGUUGCAUACAAAGUAAAAAUGUCCACUGAAGCUAAAAACUUCUUGCUUGGGAAUUCUCCAAGCGCCACUUUGAUCAUGAAAUUAUCCAAUUAG